GGAGGCAUAGUGGCGGAGGUUUUCGAAGGCGUUGAUGGUACUUCGUACGCGCAAGGGUCCCUUCUGCCGUAAGAGGAAUUAGGUACACUGCGAGCGCCAAAUGAAUGGGAGGCAGCCGGUACCACUGCAUGAUGCACUGGCACGCUUCAACGAAAACUGCAAGGACUUAUUUCACUCACGCACUGUGGCCGAAAUCACGGAAGUGCCGAGCCCGCUGGAGUUUCACAGGCGCUGGGUUUCGCCGAACCUGCCUGUCGUCGUCCGGGGGGGCGCGUCCCACUGGGCUGCUGUAAAUAAAUGGACUCAUGCCUACUUGAGGGAAAAAAUCGGAGACCUAGCGGUCACCGUAGCUGUCACUCCGAAUGGGUUUGCGGACGCUGUGCACGGAAGUGUGUUCGUGACUCCCGAAGAACGUGUCAUGAAAUUCGGCGAGUUCUUGGACAUCCUCGAACGCCGCGAGCGCUCAAAUGCGGUCUUUUACAUUCAGAAGCAAAACUCGAACUUCACUGACGAGUUCCGGAAGCUCGCAGGGGACGUUGAGACAGAUGUUUGCUGGGCGACAGCAGCUUUCGGCAAGACGCCCGACGCAGUCAAUUUCUGGAUGGGCGACGAGCGCGCCGUCACUUCCAUGCAUCGUGACCACUACGAGAACAUCUACUGUGUGGUUUCGGGCCACAAGGACUUUAUCCUGUUGCCGCCGACCGAUUUACCAUGGGUGCCGUAUGAAAAUUAUAAAACGGGACAAUUUCAUGAAGUCGCGAACGGCCAGUUCGACGUAAUCGCUUCAGGCGACGAUUCAUCGGUGCCAUGGAUUUCCCUAGAUCCAGAGAAUCCAGACUUCGACAGAUAUCCACACUAUCGACACGCAUCACCAGUCAAAUGUAGGGUCAGUGCUGGCGAUAUACUGUACCUGCCUUGCUUGUGGUUCCACCACGUCCGACAGAGCCAUGGAUGUGUUGCACUCAAUUACUGGUACGACAUGGAAUUCGACAUCAAGUAUUGUUAUUACAAGCUUCUAGAAGAUUUGUCUCUAAUCAGUAAAAACUGUUGAAGUAGUUUCCCGUUGCAUGCGUCAUGUCUAUUUCUACGGUGAGUACAAUCAGCCCGACUACUAAACGAAAGUGAAGUGCAACAUACAACUUGGAAUCAUCAAUAAGAAAUUUAAUUGUAACAAGCACACAUUUCAGGCUACUGCAACAGUAAAACACAAAAAUUAAGAACACCUUGCACAUCGUAUGACCAGUAGAGGGAACAUGUUUCGAUUUGUACAAGUACAAAAGUGCAUAUGUUAGUAGGUGUGACAUUAGCUCUAAGGACAACACAAUGUGAUGGCUAAGAACACGUGAUACGUAUGCUGGCCGAAUUUCACUGAGAAGCUCUAAUCAAAACCAAGGUGUGAAACACCUCAGGAGGUACACAACUUGCAUGGUAUUUCAUUGCAUUAAGUACCGGUUCUGUUAGUAAUGCAAACAAGUGGCAUCAACAACUCACUGAUGCUUUCUUCCAGAAAAUACAUUGCCAAUGCUAUUAAGAAAUGACCAUGGUGACCUAAAUGACAUUUCUGAAGUAUGAUAUUUUCACUCGGGAAA
Dermacentor silvarum is the source of this 1589-nucleotide messenger RNA. It is a transcript of the gene JMJD7, whose product is annotated as bifunctional peptidase and (3S)-lysyl hydroxylase Jmjd7. Gene Ontology annotation, molecular function: 2-oxoglutarate-dependent dioxygenase activity. The transcript is spliced from 2 exons. The record is from RefSeq and is a predicted model, not a curated record. Bases 101 to 1051 code for a protein of 316 amino acids. NCBI's taxonomy places the organism in Eukaryota, Metazoa, Arthropoda, Arachnida, Ixodida, Ixodidae.